GUGUUUGCGAGGGCAGCUGGUGCACAGAUGUCAGGGCAGCACUAACGGACAAGAGAUUGCCACUUAGCACAGUCGCGGUAGAAAAAAAAAAAAAAUCAUCCGGACGCAACCUGACGAGGCAAAGAUGGUGACGGUCGACACAAAGGCGCUGACGUCCCCCGUGGGCAUCGUGAGGAUACUUGAGGUGGUCUUCACCUGCAUCUCCUUCAGUCUGGUGGCCUCCUUCCUCCACUCCACGGACUCUUUUUGGACAUGGUGCAUGUUCACCUGGUGCUUCUGCUUCGCCGUCACCAUCCAAAUACUUUUACUGAACUUCUUCAGCCUGGGACCCAGGUUGCCUAUCUCCUGGGAGGACUUCACCACUGCCUUCGCCAUGUUGGCCACGCUCAUGCUGCUGAGUACGUCCAUCAUCUACGCCACCCUCUUCACCUGCUCCAGUUGUCCCAAACAGAUCGCCGCCAGCGUGACUUCCUUCCUGGCCUUCAUCUUGUACGCCGUGGAGGUCGGCUUGACCCGGGCCCGACCCGGAGAGAUCAGCGGAUUUCUGGCAACGGUCCCGGGUCUCCUGAAGGUGCUGGAGGCCUACGUGGCUUGCAUCAUCUUUGUCUGCUUGCAGUACAUCGGCUACCAGGCCUUCCCGGGGCUGCAGUGGUGCGUCGCCGUCUACUCCAUUUGUUUCAUCUUCGCGGUGGUGAUCAUCAUUUGUACCAUCUGCCGACUUUUGGCCCUCUUCCCUGCCCCGUUUGACAAAGUUCUCAUCGUGUGCAACGUGCUGGCCGUUCUGAUGUACAUCACCGCUGUGGUCCUUUGGCCCUUUUACAUCCUCAAGGAUAAUCCCAGACCGUCAAUCUGUGAUCUAUUUCCAACAUCCUGUGUAUGGAAUUUGUAUGUUGUCGUCACGGUUCUGACCUGUAUCAACCUCAUCGCUUACAUCGUCGAUACCUAUUAUUCCUUCCGGCUUGUCUUCUUCACAAGUAGAACCUAAAGUGUUAAUCCAAGUGUGUUAUAAACUCUGCUUUGUACAUCAUGGUAAACAUUUAUGGAUUUUAUUUAAAUGUAAAAUCAUAUUAAAUAUAUAUGCUUUUCAUGCGAUUGAGGGCGCUUUCCCAUGAUCACAUGUGUUGAUGAAUAAAACGUGAGGUUUUCAUGCAAGUGAA
Molecule: messenger RNA, 1157 nt
Organism: Nerophis ophidion (straightnose pipefish)
Lineage: Eukaryota; Metazoa; Chordata; Actinopteri; Syngnathiformes; Syngnathidae
Product: myeloid-associated differentiation marker homolog
Exons: 2
Coding region: 125-985 (286 amino acids)
Cellular component (GO): membrane
Source: RefSeq, a predicted model, not a curated record